This is a messenger RNA of Dioscorea cayenensis subsp. rotundata (Guinea yam), 1687 nucleotides long. RefSeq names its product microtubule-associated protein 70-5-like. The transcript is spliced from 11 exons. Gene Ontology annotation, biological process: cytoskeleton organization. Lineage: Eukaryota; Viridiplantae; Streptophyta; Magnoliopsida; Dioscoreales; Dioscoreaceae. Bases 83 to 1498 code for a protein of 471 amino acids. Gene Ontology annotation, molecular function: microtubule binding. The record is from RefSeq and is a predicted model, not a curated record.
UUCUAAGUCUUCUGUUCACUGUGCUCUGUUUAGAAACAGGGGAAUUACAGAGUAGGAGAGUUGGUGAGUUUGUGAGUGAAUCAUGGGGAGUUUAGGAGAAAAUGGUGUUAUGGAGUUAACUUUAAGCUCUCUAGACCCUGUUUUCAUUGAACUCAAUAGAUUGGAAAACAGUCUUAGAGAGAAAGAAAGAGAACUGGGAGCAUCUCAAAGGGAAAUUAAAGCCUUAAAAAUGUCAGAAGUUCUGAAAGAUAAAGCUGUGGCUGAGAUGAGCAAUGAAUUGAAGAAAAUGGAGGAGAAGCUAAGCAUUACUGAAAAACAUCUUGAAUUCAAGAGUCUUGAGAUUAAAAAACUUAAUAAUUCAAAGAAGGAAGCAAUAGCUGCACAGUUUGCUGCUGAAGCUACACUUAGAAGACUUCAUGCUUCUCAAAAAGAAGAGGAAUUAGUUCCACUUGAGGCUGUGAUUGCACCACUUGAAUCAGAUAUUAAGAUUUACAAGAAUGAGAUUAUUAGACUUCAAGAAGACAAUAAAGCUUUGGAAAGAUUGACAAAGUCGAAAGAAGAAGCACUUAUCGAAGCCGAAGAAAUCUUGCGUAGUGCAUUAGAAAGAGUGUUGAUAGUAGAGCAAGUGCAAAACCAAAAUCUUGAGCUUCGAAGGAAGAUUGAAAUAUUUCAGGAAGAAAACAAACUUUUAGAGAAAACAAACCGGCAAAAAGUUGUAGAGAUCGAGAAACUUAGUCAAACAAUACGUGAACUCGAAGAAUCUAUACUUGCCGGUGCUGAAAACGCUAAUGCUAUCCAUGAUUUUCAGCGACAAGUUGCCGAAUUACAUGAAGAAAAAAAGACACUUGAGAGAGAGUUAGCAAGAGUUAAAGUUUCAGUAAAUAGAGUUGCAUCAGUAAAGGCGAACGAAUUCAAAGACGAUAAUGAAAAGCUCAUGCCUGUCAAACAUUGGCUUGAUGAGAGAAAGUUCUUCCAGGGAGAGAUACAAAGAUUGCGCGAUAAAUUACAAGUGUCGGAAAGAACUUGCAAGGCAGAAAAUCAGCUCAAUGAUAAACUUAGAUUGAGGCUGAGGACUUUGGAAGAAAGCAUGAUUAAUAAGAAAUCAUCGACGAAUCGAUAUGUCAAAGGGAUUAAUCUUGUUGCAAAGAAUUUAUGGGUAACAAGAAGUAAAAUUUCUGAUGAUAACUUGAAGGAGAAUUCAGAUGAAAUUAGUACCAAAGAAGAGCAUGGAAAUGAAGACAUGGUUUCUGGUUUUCUUUAUGAUAAAUUACAAAAGGAAGUGAUUAAUUUGAGGAAAUCUCAUGAAGCAAAAGAUGGAUUACUGAAUGCCAAAGAAGAUGAGAUUAAGAAACUGUUAAAAAAUUUAGAAACACUGAGGAAGAUGAAGAAAAUUAUACGACGGGAACCUGAAACUGUGGUGAACAAAUCAAAGAAUCAAAAGCAAAAGAAGAUGAACUCUAAUAUCUCAAACAGAAAUGUUAAACAUUUCAGGAACUGAAGUAAUGCUAUGAAUUUAUAUGAAUUUGGAGAGCAAGCAGUAAUGAUGUUGUGUAAAUCUUGGACAAAUAUGUAAAGAAAAUAAGUUGUUUUUAUAAAUUAUGGACAUGAAUGUAAUCUUUGAGCUUGCAUUGUGCUCAUUUGUAAUUUAAUUACAAAUUAUUAAUUAAUGAUUUGGAAAUUAUGUAAA